UCAUGCUGCUGCCAGGUCCAGAGUGUCUCAUGGGUCCCUGUACGGCCUCCCAUUGCUGCUGUCUCCAUCGCCACACCACUGCCAUGUGCCACUGUUCACUUUCAGGUCUCCUCACACUGCUGGUGGGUUCCAUUUUGUCAUAGGGUGCUGGCAGAUUACGGGCCUCCCAUUGCUGCUGCCAGGCCCGUAAUCUGUCAUGGGCCCCUGUACCGCCUCCUCAUGCUGCUGCCAGGUCCAGAGUGUGUCAUGGGUCCCUGUACGGCCUCCCAUUGCUGCUGUCUCCAUCGCCACACUCUGCCAUGUGCCACUUUCAGGUCUCCUCACACUGCUGGUGGGUUCCAUUUU
Messenger RNA from Staurois parvus, 345 nucleotides. The record is from the annotation of a GenBank genome assembly. Lineage: Eukaryota; Metazoa; Chordata; Amphibia; Anura; Ranidae.